This is a messenger RNA of Bursaphelenchus okinawaensis, 5612 nucleotides long. NCBI's taxonomy places the organism in Eukaryota, Metazoa, Nematoda, Chromadorea, Rhabditida, Aphelenchoididae. The record is from the annotation of a GenBank genome assembly.
AUGUGGAAAUUAUUUUCAGAGAAGGUGCACCGUACGUUCUUCGACUACGGAAAGUAAGUUGAGAGAUGCACGAUAUUAUAAUCCAGAUUAUGUUCAGCACAUCCAGUAGCAUGUUUGUCUUUAUCAUUGCUUUCGGUCGUGUUCUUAUCCUAUCCAGCCAUGCUCAAGAUAGAAUUGCCUGUUUCCAGUCCGUUUGACGUUUAUUGGCAUCAGACUACGGACAGUUUAGAAGGUAAGUUUAGGUAACAACUUAUAUUUUCUUGCAUGAAUGGAACCUACGUAAUACACUCGUGUUUCUAUAGGUUAAUAUGCUUCAUGUAAAACAAUUGUGAUGUUGUUUAGAUGCCCCUGAAUGGCUGAGCACGUCGCCAGACUUGAUCAUCCAACAGAUCGUGGUCAGUACUCAAGUUGAUCCUUGGAAUACGACAGAGUUUACUCCAGAUACUGUAAGAUUAUUUUUGUUAAUGAUUCAAGUUGAAGGUAAUACGUGCUGCCAUUUUACAAUCAUUCAAAGUGUACAAUGUACUCAAGGAUUCAAAUACGAAAAAUAGUUGUUUUCAAUUACAAAAACAUAAUUUUGAUGAUUGUAUUGUAUUAUCACCAACACUCUUUUGGGAUAAUGACAUACAGAAUCUGAAGCGGGACAACAAUAUACGGAAGACUAUUUUCAAACAUAACUGUCAGACAGGUUUAUGCGAAAGAGACCUUCGUUUAGGUACACCUAUUUGGAAUACCGGAAUCAGACGAAAAUAUCAGACAAAUAGGCAAAGAAGUAAGAUACUUUUUGCAAUACAGUAAUAGCAUGUAAUCUUCCCUGAGAGGCCAAUUAUUUGUUAAAACAUUUUUUGAAACGAUAUAUAUUGUAAUUGUUGUUUUAGCCAUCAAGUUGGCGAUUACAUUGUUGAUGACAAAAAGAAACGACAAAUGGAGAGAAACUUUGGUCAAGUUACUGGCCAAAACGUUUACCGUAACUAAAUCACAUGCUUUAGAUGACGAUACAUUAAUUCAUGUAUUUUACAAACCAGGACACUACUUUUCUAACUAUUUUCCUAUCUUGGCAUCUUACUUUACAUGCGCCGUAAGUCUUGUUACUGCACAAAAUAAUACUUUAGAUAAAUAAACUAAUUUGUACUUUUAAAAUAAUAUAGGCAUAAACCGGUUAAAGUCAGAAAAUUAUAAUUUUUCAUAGAUCUUUAGGUUUACUUUUACUACACUGUAAAGAAGUUUGAGAUGGUGAAAAGCAAGUUUGGACUAGCCAUUGCGUCUUUUUUUACUGUUGUAUUUACAUUGACUACUACUUUGGGAAUCUGUCAACAUCUGGAUUACAGUGCUUCGAUGGGAAGGUCGAAGAUAUUUCCAUAUUUGGCUAUGAUUGUUGGAUUGGAGAAUGUGUUGUGCAUUACACGGUAAUAUUUAGUUAUGGACAUUGUUCCUCAUAAAACAUGUAAAGAUUCUGAAUAUAUAUUUUAUCUUCACUCUUUCUGAUAGAAUAUAAAGUAAUACUUUCAGAUCAGUUGUAAGCAUUCCACCUUCAUUAGAUGUUUCAGUUAGAAUAGCUCAUGGAUUGUCAGAAGAAGCUCCGAAGAUUACAAAAUACUUUGUUUUGGAGAUGUUCUUCUUAUUAUUUGGGUAUCUAACUCAAGUUCCGGAGAUCCAGGAGUUUUGCGUUUUUGCUUUUAUUGGCAUUGUUGUAGACAUGUACAUGCAGGUGAGGUUACACGUUAUCAAGCUAAAUUUUGGUCAAUUUUUAUGUUUUUUAAUUAAAUUUUAUUUAAAAGAUGCAAUUGUGCUUAUAAUUAUAUUUUUUCAGUUAUUUUUCUACACUCCGUGUUUAAUAUUUGACUUGAAUCGAAUGGAUUCAGCUGACAAAAACAGAUUCUCAAUUAUGUUGUUCAACACUGACAUCAAGAAAUUGAAAAAGUUUCCAAAUCCAAAGUAGGAACAUUUUCUAAUUGUUUUAUAAGUUGUGUCAUUUAAUUUUGUUAAAAAUGUUAAUUAUUUAAAUUAAAUAUUAUUUUAGAUGUCCAGCCGAACACUUAUUUCCAUCUUUGUUUAAGCGGAAGAAUAGGUUACUGAGACGAUUGUCAGAAGAUAAUUUAAAGAAUGAAGGUUCCAAAAAAGGUAAAUUUUAUACUGAUAAUUUUUACGCUUGGAGCACAGUAAUUAGUGCGACAAGCCAUAACUCUGUUUGACAAAUCAUUUCUUAAAGGAACCGUUCAUUGAAUUUUUUUAAAUGAAAUUUUUUCGCGGGUUUUCCAAUGUUUUCGAUUAAUUUUUUGAGAAUUUUUAUUUUUAAAAAUUAUUUUCAUUUGAUUUAUUUCUUACGAACGCGGUUGUAUAUUUUGAACCGUAUUGAGGUUUUCUUACCUAUUCAGACCUCUAAAAUAUCAUAACAUCCAAGACACAAGCCUUUUUUCUUCUGAAGCUUUAUAGGCGAUAUUAUACUAGAUUUUUAGUGUUUUUGCAGCUUAAAAAUAUCUUAAUUAUCUACUGUUUCGUCUUAAAUUACUCUACAGACAAUAUCUUACCUAUUCGAACUGUUAACACAUCAAAACCCCCAAGAUACCAGGCUUUUUCACCUUGAAACCAUCAAUACCUAAUCUUGCGAAAGGUUUAUUAACAACAAGAAGGUGAAACAAUCCAAUUUGGGGAUAAAUAUACAUUCUGAAAUUAAAAAAUAAUAUUACUUUACUAAAGAUACGAAAAUUGUAAGAUUAAUGAGACCAUGUAGUUGGAGAGGUUGGUGGAUGUGGGUUUAGGCGUUCGCUUACCUCAAGGAUAAUACCAUUAUAUGUGAUCUAAAGUCCUGAAAACGAAAACACACGGAAAUACUUACUUUUGACGUCGAAUUAGCUGCUUUUUACUCUCUAACGAAACCUGACAUUUUUAAACCAAUAGUAAAGUAAGACCUACACUAUUCUUUAGAAGUUUUACUGAACUAAAAGUUUAAAAAUGGUUUCAUUAUGAUAAGGAACACGUUUUUGCAGUUUAGAACAAAUAAUAUGUAGAAUAUUAAAGUAAAAGUAGUAAAAUAUAAACUGAAAACCUCAAUACGGUUCAAAAUAUACAACCGCGUUCGUAAGGAAUAAAUCAAAUGAAAAUAAUUUUUGAAAAUAAAAAUUCUCAAAAAAUUAAUCGAAAACAUUGGAAAACCCGCGAAAAAAUUUCAUUCAAAAAAAUUCAAUGAACGGUUCCUUUAAAACUCACUGUAAUCGAAAUUUGUAAAACAAAAAGUGUCAUUUUCAGGCCACAAAAGAUCAACAUCAUCUGUAAACAGAAAAGGACCUGUCACACCCCAACAACUCUUUUCAAAUCGUCUUCAAGUUCUACAUUACUGGACCAAGACUCGUAUCGUCCAACGUGUGGUGAUGUUCUCCUUCUUACUCUGGGUUGGAUGGCUAGCCUUUCUGGUACAGAAGUGGAGAGUCUUCGAAGGAUUAUUUGGAGAAGCUGGUAACUUUACCUUCAGAAGUGACUCAAAGUGGAUGAGUCAUCACAUAUUAGACACGGCACCAUUAGAAUGGAGUGUCUGGUCUACUGCCACUUUUAAGUGGUGGCCUUUACUUCUGGAACAGUACCACCUCUCACUGUCUGCGAGAUAUGUUACUUUCAUGCCUUUAAUUUUACUGCAAGAUAAGAUUUCAUACGAUGCUAGGGAGUUCAAUGUAGAAUUUAAAGGCGUCUAUAGUAACGUCAAUGCUCAGUUACAGUAAGUUUACUUGUAACUUCUUUUUAAAUUAUAUAUUCCAACUUCAGUGUGACAAAAGUUAUUUUUAUUAUGGUGAAUUAUCUAUUUAGAGACCGGAUCGACUGGUUGGAACUAGAAAUGUCAAGAUGGUUGUUAAUAUCAGCUGUCCUACCGUUCCUUACGGUAACCAUGUUCAUUCUGUACAUGUGUUUCUGGGAACGAUGGUUAAUGUGGAAAAAGGAACUUCAGUCAGCGUUUACGUUGAAGAGGUCAAACUUCAGAAGCCGGUUAAGUUCUGUAGAGCUGACUCCGUUAGCCUUCUCCAGACACGAACUUCCGAUCGAAUGUGUAGCAGCGUUUGGUGAUAUAAUAGUAUCAGCAUCUGUGAACGGUCAGGUCUUCGUCUGGGAUGGAAAGUCUGGAGAAUUGAAGAACUCUUUGUUGCGUAAUAGGAAUACGGUAGGAGCUCGAGCAAGGUCCAGGUCUUUCUUUGUCCCAAACGAACCAAAAGUACCAUCAAGUAACGACAGUAGUCGUAACAAGUCUUUGGUCUGGUGUUUGGAUGUAUCGUAAGUUUGAACGAAUAAAGCGGGAUGGGUUUCUGCAUUCUGUUUUUUAUCCAAGCCUGUAUUGAAUAUUGUUGUCAUAGUUUAUUGAUUUUACUGAUAGUUGUACUAUUUAGGGAUCGCUAUAUUGUACUUGGAUGUUCAGACGGAGAAAUUCAACUUGCUAGUGUUUCAAAUGGAACUAUAUUGUACUCAAAGACAAACGACACUUUAGGCGUGUCACAUAUUCAGGUACCACUUAAUGACAAAAUAUAUGUUGUUUCAGAUAGCAAACAAUAGAAUCGUCGCUGUUAGAUUAAAUGGGAUUGUAGAAGUAUUGGAGAUUGCUAGUUUUACCAACGACUUUGUAGGUUUAGUUCUUUUAAUUUGAAGAACUAAAACAGAAAUCAAAUUUUAUAACUUAAAUUUUAGUACUAAUUGUAGUACUUAAUAAAUUAAUUUUUUUUUAAAUUGAAUUUGAUUUCAGGGCGAAUCGAAAGUAAUAUUGAAUCAUUUGAGUAAAAGCUACGCCCAUCACAAGCCAGUGACUAACGUAAUAUGCACUAUUAGCCAUAUCAUAACAGCUAGUUACGAUAACUCAAUCCGGGUCAUUGACCAAGAAAGUUUACAUUUGAGUAACUCAUUGUACGGUCAUAAUGGGGCUGUUAUCUCUAUUUGCAAUGACGAGGAACACAAUGUAAGUAAAACAGUCUUUUAUAAUGAUUAAUAUAUUUUUAUAAGCUUUGAUUUCAACUUGCUAUAUCAAACGUCUCAAACUUCAGAUGCUCUUCAGUAGCUGUGAUAGGGGAAGGAUUUGUUGUUGGGACAUACUGACUGGUCGAUUACUGAGAAGUCUUGAGAAAGAUGACCAUCUACCGGUCGAAAUCGUAUGUACUUCAAAGUAUUUGGUCGGCUUUAGUACAGAUGCUGGUCUCUGGAUAUGGGACAAAAUGGAUGGAGAUCUAGUCUGCAACUUGUUGGUACAAGAACAUACAGAUCCUCUGACGUUGUUAUUGGAUAUUGAUGAGAAUGUGGAGCCGAUAUUGAGGGAGGGGAGGUUUCUGGUCAAAAUCAACGACAGAUUCGUUUGCACGAGUGAUGUCAACUCGGCCCAAGUCUGGGAUCUCGAAGCCAAAAGUGUGGUAAAACAGGUAAGUGUAAUAUAUGACUAUGGGGGUUAAAUUUACCACCUAUAUAUAAAUACUACUGCUGUCACUACCCUUCAUUAACACCCGUGACGUCAAUCAAUGACCUUACACUAUGUUCAGAUUCGCUUACCAGCCCCAAUAGACAGCCUACAACAACUUGAUGACAAAAGUAUUCUUUGUUGUGUUGGUACCGAAUUGUACAGAAUAAGUGCACCAUUGCACCAGUCUUAA